Entelurus aequoreus (snake pipefish) is the source of this 2801-nucleotide messenger RNA. It is a transcript of the gene fsbp, whose product is annotated as fibrinogen silencer-binding protein. NCBI's taxonomy places the organism in Eukaryota, Metazoa, Chordata, Actinopteri, Syngnathiformes, Syngnathidae. The transcript is spliced from 2 exons. The record is from RefSeq and is a predicted model, not a curated record. The coding region runs from base 842 to 1804 and encodes 320 amino acids.
UUCGCGUAUUUCUCCUUUGUGGCUCGUCUUAGCCUGGUGUGGGAGCGGCAGUCGCGGGCAGAUUUAGCACUCCUGCUCGGCACUUGCUCAACGCAUACGCCGCUCCGUCCUACCGUUUUUAUCCGGUGUCUCUGCAUUACACCCGAAACACAUCCGACUCACACGCAGAUUUGCAUGUUCCAGCCAUGUUCGCGUCAUUAGCAUGUGGCAUCAAAGAGCGCGCCCCUUGCUUAGACGCGCCCUCUCACACGCAUGCGCAGCGGGCUCGCUUAAACCCCUCCCCCAUUUGAGUCAGUUAAACCUGUGCUGCUCUGCACUCGCCGUCGUGCAAGCAAAACAAGUGUCCAGAAAAACCCAAAUAAACUAUGCACUGAACCCCUACUGAGUGUGUCCCCAUCUGUUGUUAUAUGCUGGGGAUGCAUGGCUGUUGUGCCUGGUUUGGGGUUUAGAGAGGCCGAGCUGUAAGUAGGUCGGGCUGGGUUUAAGCGGCUUAGCUACGUCAGUCUAAGCUGAGAGGAAUUCAUCCAAAACCCUGCGCGAUAGGCGGGGGCCUAAACGAGGCUGGCCUAGUUAAGCCUGAUUCUUAUUGUGCGCAGAAGCAGCCUGGUUUUGUCGUGCAAGGACACAAGAGGAGCAACCAAGGAGUGGUUGGAUUCCACGCUCAUGACAGAACAUAGCUUAUGUUUGAUUUGAAGUGGGAAGAGGAGGAAAAUGAGUGAUAUCAAAGAGUUAAAGCUGUGUUAAGUUUUAAUCUUGGUGGACUAAGAGAAUCCUGCAUCAGAACAAGAAAAGACAGGUGUUGGGGUGACAGCCGAAGGCCCGAAUUGGUCUGUGCUUUAAGAUGGCAUCUGGCUCGGCGUUUCUCUCCAGCAUGGUGGGUAAAGCUCGCUCCUCCAACUUCACCCUCUCUGAGAAGCUGGACCUGUUGAAGCUGGUCCGCCCUCACAUCCGCAUCCUGGAGGAACACACCAACAAACAUGCGGUCAUUGUGGACAAGAACAAGUGCUGGGAAACCGUGGCAGAGCAGUACAACGCCUUGGGGGGCGACAGGCCUCACCGCACAGCGCAGGGUCUCAGGACCCUCUACAAGAGGCUGAAGGAGUCAGCCAAACAGGAAGUGAUGCAACGGAGACACGCCCAGCCGGAGUACAGAGCGAGCAUCUCAGAGCCUACCAGGAAAAUCAUGGAGAUAAUCCCUCACCUGUUUCAGCAUGUGCCCAUCCACGAAAAGGACCUGGCGCUGCGCAGAUUAAUAUAUAGUAAGCACACGUCUCCCAUCGAGCCUCCUGGCAGCAGCUCCUCUCUUGCUGGCCUUCAGGAAUACUCGGCAGCCGUCCCAAUUAUUCCCCAUGAGGUGGUCCAUCUGGACAUUGAAGAUGAUGUAAAACCGCCUCCAGAUCUCCCUUUCCCCUCUACGCACUCAGAGCCAGGGUUGGAGGCAGGCCAUGAGUUGGAGGAGGAGCAGGAUGCCGACAGCAUCCACGAUUACGAAGCAUCCUUGUCACCUGCCCCUUCUUCUGGCAACAUGGCCCUCUCCUCUUCGCCUUUACCUUUUGGCCAAGACCUCUACCCCAACAACAUGUACCCGCAACAUGAGCCCGAGCGCUUUCGCCCACUGUACUUGGCCAAGGAGGAGCAUGAGUUGGUGCUCGCCAAUCACAGGAAAGUGGCGAUGUACCUUAAGGAGAAGAGGGAAGGACUCAAGAGGAAGCAGGAGCUGGAAGAGGAACUUUUGAGAGCCAAGAUCAAAGUGGAGAAGCUGAAGGCGGCCCGACUUCGACAUGGAUUGCCCAUCCCUCUUUAGCAUGCAGGAACAUGCUGAUAGAAAAGGGAGACUCUGGACCAACUUCCCGCAGUUCAGCUCAGAAUGGAUUGCCCAAUACUGUAGUGAUACAGUACUAAAAGGCUAGCAUUGGACACAGUUCAAGCAUUAGACAUCAAAGUGUUGUCAUUUUUGGUCCAACACUGGGAAUGGAAUAGAAUAAGAGGAAAGAACACAACAUGUCUGAGCUUCUGUCUUGAAUUCAGUGACGUAUUACAGUGUUGCCCUAUCAAUACUACACCAUUUACAGCUACUGCUGCCUAACUACACACCAGGUUCAAAGGGUCAUCAUAAGUGUUGAGAUAAAUCAACUGGUGCACGUUCCACAUUUGUAAGAUCAGUAUUUAUUAAUGCAUAGUGCCUAAUGCAGCCACUGAUGGUUGUACCUACUAUCCGUGUCUGUUCAUAUUGCCUAAGUCUCACUGUUGACAAAUGAUGCAAUGACACUGUGAUUAGACAAAAUAUGUAAAUUAUGAAGAAUUCACAAGGGAAUGAUAUUUAUAAUAAUGUGCAUAUUAAGGAUGUCAUUUCUGCCUCAGUCCGCCAUGGGUAUAUGUAGCUGUUGUUGGAAGUUGUUCCAGUAAUUGAAUAAUUUUUGUCUUCACAUUUUCAGGCAUGAGAGAAUCAAGGCUGGUCAAUUUGUAAUUAUGUUUCAUUGUAUAAAAACAUCUCACUCUGAGCCUUAACGCACAAUGCUAAUGUCGCACCGUUACUGCUCUUUUUAUGGCCAGUUAAGAGAUAUUUACAAAAAAAGAUGAAGGUGUUUGUCUUUAACUUUUAUUUCUUAUGCUAUAAGUGACUGAAAUAUUGUUGUAUUUUUUGGUAAAUGACCGAUGGGUGUUGCUUUUGUCUUUUUCUAUUAAAAAAAGAGUCACUAUCCGAAGGAUUAUGUUGUAGUCAUUAAAAUCCCACACGGUGUGUAAGUUUGCGCAGGUGUUGCAGCAGUGACCUCUGCUGGUGGAGCCUGUAUGUACAGGAU